AUGGGUGACUCGAUUACAGAGGGCGAGCUCAAGAAUUGGUCCAAGGGGGUUGGCGAACACGUUGCCGUGGACGACUUGGUUGCAGUGAUCGAAACGGACAAGGUGGCAGUUGAGAUUCGCGCCAAGGAGGCUGGAGUGAUCAAGGAGCACUUUGCCGAGGAAGGCUCGACCGUGUCCGUGGGUGCGCCCCUCUUCGCCUACGAGGCCGGAGCUGAGGCGCCCAAGAAGGCCGAAGUUCCCAAGGAGGAGCCGGCCAAGAAGACCGAGCAAGCGCCGAAGCCAGAGGCUGCCGCUCCUAAAGCGGAAGCUCCCAAGACCGCGGCUGCCCCUGCUGCUGCUACCGAGGGCAAGGCUGCCCCCAAGGCGGAGGCCUCGAAGGCACCUGCCCCCAAGACCGCUUCCCCCGUCGCCGGAGGUGAGCGCAAGGUCAAGGUCACCCGCAUGCGGGAGCGUAUCGCGCAGCGCCUCAAGGACGCACAAAACACCUACGCCAUGCUCACCACCUUCCAGGAGGCCGACAUGUUCAACCUCAUCAACAUGCGGGAAGAUUUCAAGGAGGAGUUCCAAAAGAAGCACGGCGUGAAGCUGGGCUUCAUGUCCGCCUUCGUCAAGGCCUCUGCCGCCGCUCUCAAGGAGAUUCCCGCUGUCAACGCAGUGUACGACGGCUCGAACAGAGAGAUCAUCUACCGGGACUAUGUCGACAUAUCUGUUGCCGUGGCCACCCCCAGGGGCCUCGUGGUGCCGGUGCUGAGGGACUGCGAUCACCUCAGCUUUGCUGACGUCGAAAAGCGGCUGAGCGAACUCUCGGUCAAGGCCCGCAAGGACGAAAUCACGCUCGAGGAAAUGGCCGGCGGCACUUUCACGAUCUCCAACGGUGGCGUUUAUGGUUCGCUGAUGGGCACGCCCAUUAUCAACCCACCGCAGUCCGCCAUUCUUGGCAUGCACGCCAUCAACAAGCGCCCCGUUGUCGUCAAUGAUCAGGUCGUCAUCAGGCCCAUCAUGUACCUGGCGCUGACAUACGACCACCGUUUGAUCGACGGCAAGGAAGCGGUGACCUUCCUGAGGCACAUCAAGCACAGCAUUGAAGACCCUCGCCGCCUCCUCCUUGAGCUGUAA
Molecule: messenger RNA, 1116 nt
Organism: Acanthamoeba castellanii str. Neff
Lineage: Eukaryota; Discosea; Longamoebia; Acanthamoebidae
Exons: 11
Coding region: 1-1116 (371 amino acids)
Biological process (GO): tricarboxylic acid cycle
Cellular component (GO): oxoglutarate dehydrogenase complex
Molecular function (GO): dihydrolipoyllysine-residue succinyltransferase activity
Source: RefSeq, a predicted model, not a curated record